Messenger RNA from Dacryopinax primogenitus, 1101 nucleotides. RefSeq lists its product as uncharacterized. The record is from RefSeq and is a predicted model, not a curated record. NCBI's taxonomy places the organism in Eukaryota, Fungi, Basidiomycota, Dacrymycetes, Dacrymycetales, Dacrymycetaceae. Bases 1 to 1101 code for a protein of 366 amino acids. The transcript is spliced from 7 exons.
AUGUCCACCAUACUCCCCCCUUCCCUCGACCUUCCCGCUCACUUGUCUGCGCACAAGUACUUCUUCGUCUGCACCCUCACCGUCGCAGCAUGGGACACACUCGUCCUCUCACCACGCACAUGGCGUCUCAUGAAGACAGGAGAGUGGCCUCCCUUGAAGAUCAUCUUCCAAAUCCUCCGUUACCUCAUGCCAAUCGAGUUCACGAUCGUUGCCGUCGCAUUCUUCAGUCAGUGGACGCCCGACAUGUGCCAAAAGUUCUAUCUGUUUGAGCCCGUGACUACUGCCAUUCUCAUGGGCCUGUGCUCCCUAACCCUGUGCAUUCGCCUUAGUGCAAUCUAUGACAAAAACCGAAUGGUCAAGUUCGGCCUCAGUGCUCUCCUGGCGAUCCAGGUCGUUGCCGAUGCUGUCUGCUGUGGUUUCUACCAAGGUCAGGGUUGCAUCGCUGGUCCUCGCCAAAGCUUCGUUGCGCUCUAUUGGGCUGUCCCAACCGCAUUCUACACUGUCUGCCUGGUCCUCGCGAUCCACCGCUCCCUCCGCUCGCGGCGUUCCAAGGCGAUUGGUCUCUGGAAGCUCAUUCUCCGCGACGGCCUGAAUCUGUACGGUGCUAUUUGGAUUGUGAAUAUGAUCAAUUUCCUAUUCUGGAUCAUUGCACAGCCUACCGACAGCGCGGACACAAUUAAGACUAUUGUUACAAGCAUGUGCGCCGUGCUCACCACCACCAUGUCCCUGCGUGUCAUCCUCUCCGUCCGCGGCUCCCUUGCUGAAGGUGGCUCAUACGCCGGCCAGUCGCAGGGUUCCACCUCCGGCAACCGCUCCGGUCCCUCCGGCGUCAGCUUCUCCCGCAACAAGGAGACCAACGUUGUCAACAUCUCCAACGCUGGUACUGGCCGGAACAACCAGACCUUCACUCUGGAAGAGAUGCGCUCCAGGGCCGAGCGUGACUGGCAGGAUGACGGCAAGGCAUCCAUUACAGACAGCCGCUCAGUCCUUGAGACGAAGACUGCUGAGGACACCCUUAACCCCUACAACCCCACCUACCCCGGCGUCACUGUCACCAUCGAUCGCGAGGUCGAGCACCCCGGUGCUGCUCGCGCUGCUUGA